UCUUGUUUGAAGGAGUCAGCUCUGCUCUGCUCAUCUCUCCCCUCAAAGUCUUCGCUACCUCUGUCUUGGUAUUUGCGGUUAAGUUUCUCUGUACAUUCCCUUUCUCACUGAGUUAUGGCCAACUCUUCUUCUUAAGCCUUUCAUUUCUAACUCGAUCAGCCUUUAAGAUUCUCAACCACUUCUCUACUGCUCGUUCUAUUACCAUUGUUUUCUCUCACCUUUUUGUCCGAAUGCUGAAGGCGACUUCCGCUCAUACCUCUACUGCAACAUAGCUCAACUAUUUAGAAAUGGCUGCUUCUGAGAAAGAUGUAGUACCAAUGUUAUCAGCCACAGAUUCACAGACUGAUGAAAGUGAUGAACAUGGAUAUCAUCGAAGGUUUUCCUCUAGGGCAAGGAGUGCAUCAAUGUCUAUUCCAGCGAACUCCAUGGAGUCAUAUUAUACUGAAAAUGCUCUUCUUGGAUUUACUGGUCCCCUGAGAAAUGAAAGGCGGACUCCUUUUGUACAGAUGAGUGGGCCCUUGUAUGGUGGCCACAAGCCUGAGAGCAACCUUAGACCAUCUCAAGUAACUUUAGGACGCAAGUCAACUGGACUAACAAUGGAAAAAUAUCCUUCUGUGGCUGGGAGGGAAUCAAAUGGUUGGGCCAAUGAUGACUAUUUCGGGAAAAAUGAACAUCUCUUAAGAUCUGGGCAGCUGGGAAUGUGCAAUGAUCCAUACUGCACGACAUGCCCAGCCAUAGACAUCUUAAAUGCGCAGAAGAAAAAGUCAAAACCAUCAGAGAUAUAUGAUCACAAGUUCCAUAAUAUGAUAUAUGGAGACGCAAAAGGUUGUGCGAAGAAAAUUUGUUCUUUUUUGUCUUCACGCAUUCCAGGUGUCAUGAAUCCACAUACUAAGGUGGUGCAAUGGUGGAACAAAUUCUUUGCCAUCUCAUGCUUAUUUGCAGUUUUCAUAGAUCCCUUGUUCUUGUUUUUGCUGACUGUGAAUAAGGAUAACAAAUGCAUAGUACUAAACUGGCCCCUGACAACCACAAUUGUGAUUUUAAGGAGCUUGACUGAUUUCAUACACUUAAUAAACAUGCUUCUUCAGUUCAGGUUGGCUUAUGUUAAUCCUGAAUCCAGGGUUGUCGGAGCAGGUGAUUUAGUUGAUCACCCCAAGAAAAUCGCUCUCCAUUACCUUAAAGGAUAUUUUGUUAUUGAUUUCUUUAUUAUAUUGCCAUUUCCUCAGAUCAUUAUAUUGUUGAUUUUACCUAGAUCAAUGAGGUCUGGUGCAAAUUUUGCAAAAAACCUUUUGCGAGCAGCAAUUUUGGUUCAAUAUGUGCCUAGAUUGUUUCGGUUUCUGCCUUUGAUCGCGGGGCAGUCUUCAAGUGGCUUCAUUUUCGAGUCAGCAUGGGCUAACUUUGUGAUAAAUCUUCUAACUUUUGUGUUGGCUGGCCAUGUCGUUGGGUCAUGUUGGUACCUUUUUGGCUUACAGAGGGUGAACCAAUGUCUUCGUGAUGCGUGUCAUGAUUCGCAUAUAGAAUACUGCCGGCGCUUCAUUGACUGUGGGCAUAGUUACUCCGCCCGAGAAUUCUCAAAUUAUUCAUCAUGGUCUAACUGGACAAGAAAUGUAAAUGCAACUGCUUGCUUUGACAAGGAUUACAAGGAUGGUUAUUAUGGAAUAUAUGGCCAGGCAGUCAAUCUCACCACAAAGCAUAGUAUUGUUACGAGAUACGUUUACUCGUUGUUUUGGGGCUUUCAGCAAAUAAGUACACUUGCUGGGAAUCAAGUUCCAAGUUAUUUUGAGUGGGAAGUUCUUUUCACUAUGGGCAUUAUUGGAUUGGGUCUUCUACUUUUUGCUCUACUCAUUGGAAACAUGCAAAACUUUCUACAGUCGCUUGGUCGCAGGCAGUUGGAAAUGUCACUGAGGCGUCGUGAUGUUGAGCAGUGGAUGAGCCAUCGGCGCUUGUCAGAUGAUUUAAGAAGGCGAGUUCGACAAGCUGAACGCUAUACUUGGGCAGCUACAAGAGGGGUCAAUGAAGAAAGGCUGUUAGAGAAUCUACCUGAAGACAUCCAAAGAGAUAUAAGAAGGCAUCUGUUUAGAUUUGUCAAGAAGGUCCACAUUUUUGCAAUGCUAGAUGAGCCAAUCUUAGAUGCCAUUUGUGAAAGAUUAAGACAAAAGACAUAUAUAAAAGGAAGCAGAGUUUUGUACCAAGGUGGUCUCAUCGACAAGAUGGUUUUCAUCAUCCGGGGAAACAUGGAAAGCACCGGAGAGGAUGGAAAUGCGACCAUAUUGUCUGAAGGGGAUGCUUGUGGGGAAGAACUACUCUCAUGGUGCCUAGAGCAUUCUUCUGUAAAUAAAGAUAGAAGAAAGAUCAGAAUUCCAGGACACAGGCUGCUUAGUAAUCGGGGUGUCGAGUGCCUAACCAACGUCGAAGCAUUUAUAUUGCGGGCAGCAGAUAUUGAAGAAGUCACUUCUCUGUUUGCAAGAUUUUUGAGGAGCCCGCGGGUUCAAGGUGCCAUAAGGUAUGCAUCUCCUUAUUGGAGAGGUCGUGCAGCAAGGUGCAUUCAAGUUGCAUGGAGAUAUAGGAAGAAGCGUCAAAGUCGUGCAGAUGGCGCCAGCCCACAACAUUCUCUUCUUAGAGACGAAAAUCUGUUCAUCAACUUGUAGACUGUAAAUGUUUUUGUUGUGUAUGUAACAUUAUAGUUUGUAAAAUUUUGUCGUCAGCUUCUAGUUUGUGUUCUCCCACAGGCAUUAUAUUUGUCAUCCAAUAUAGACCGAAUUAGUGUGCAUGUAAUACAUUAUUUCUAUGAGUUGGGAUCUAGAUUUUGCAAAUCUUAGCCA
Ipomoea triloba (trilobed morning glory) is the source of this 2819-nucleotide messenger RNA. RefSeq names its product probable cyclic nucleotide-gated ion channel 20, chloroplastic. Bases 288 to 2645 code for a protein of 785 amino acids. Lineage: Eukaryota; Viridiplantae; Streptophyta; Magnoliopsida; Solanales; Convolvulaceae. The record is from RefSeq and is a predicted model, not a curated record. Gene Ontology annotation, molecular function: monoatomic ion channel activity. The transcript is spliced from 13 exons. Gene Ontology annotation, biological process: transmembrane transport; monoatomic ion transport. Gene Ontology annotation, cellular component: membrane.